Mucor mucedo is the source of this 792-nucleotide messenger RNA. RefSeq lists its product as uncharacterized. Gene Ontology annotation, molecular function: DNA-binding transcription factor activity, RNA polymerase II-specific; protein dimerization activity; RNA polymerase II cis-regulatory region sequence-specific DNA binding. Gene Ontology annotation, biological process: positive regulation of transcription by RNA polymerase II. The record is from RefSeq and is a predicted model, not a curated record. The transcript is spliced from 3 exons. NCBI's taxonomy places the organism in Eukaryota, Fungi, Mucoromycota, Mucoromycetes, Mucorales, Mucoraceae. The coding region runs from base 1 to 792 and encodes 263 amino acids.
AUGGGGCGUAAAAAGAUCCAAAUAGAGCAUAUUAAAGAUGAUCGUAACCGACAGGUUACAUUUUUAAAGAGAAAGCACGGGUUAAUGAAGAAGGCGUAUGAACUCAGUGUGCUAUGUAACUGUGAAGUGGCAUUGGUCAUUAUGCCUUCCAACAACAAGUUAAUUCAGUAUUCUAGCUCUGAUAUGAACACUCUACUGACCAGGUUUAAAGAGAAUGACUUACCAAGAGAAAUCAAAACCAACGGAGACUUUGUUGAGCAUGGAGAAAAGGCAGAUGAUGAUGUACUCUAUUCUGAUACGGAAGAGGGACAACAUAUCGUCAUGCCUACAUCCAAUACAACAACUACUACUACCACUGCUACGCAAAUGGUCCCGACUCAGACCGGCAUGUCAUUUUCAUAUACUCCCAAUGGAGGUUACACACAACAACAACAACAACAUCAUCAUAUUCAGCAACAUAUCCAUCAACAACAACAACAACAGCAGCAGCAGCAGCAACAGCAACAACAACAAAUUCAUCAUCAGCAACAACAACAUAUUCAGCAAAGGCAGUAUGCCAUGAUGCGGGAACACUAUUACCAACACACACCUGCACUCUACCAUUCUCCAAAUUCUUCCCCUGUAACCAUUGAACACGAGAUUUCACCAGACCAGUCGCCAAGGUCAGAGCCUGGAACACCCGAUAAAAGGCCGAAAUUAAGGGUGACUAUACCCACACAGAAGGAGGAGAAGGAGAGGGAGGUGCCAGCAGAAAAGCAAGACCCAACUAGUCAUAAUAAUGUAAGUUUAUAA